GACCGUAUUUGCGCCCACUAAUCGAGCGUUCCAGAAGUACAACGGGAGCACGAAGAAUUUGGUUCUCUACCAUAUGUCGAACCGGCCUCUGACGAUCGAGGAGCUCAGGGACUCGAUAUCUUCCGAGCUGGAGGGCAACCCACCGCUAUGGAUCACCAGGAGAUCGAGCACGCAUGGCGUGGACGUGUACAUCAACAACGCGAAGAUCCUCUUGGAGCAGAGCAACUUCCAAUCGAAGCUGAAAGUCAACGGCGACACUAUGACUCAGGUUCUGCACAUCAUAAACGAAGUACUGGAGCCGGUGCGAUCCAACUCGGCUGAGUCGCAGAUUUACAAUCCGAACGCUUUUCAGUUCCUGAACCAGAGCGAGAAUCUCAAUUUGGGCGACCACCGCAUACGUACCUUCCGACAGCGGAUCAUCUUCGAGAAGAAGGAGGCGAUUUUCAAGACCGAGGGACGUUAUACCUUCUUCAUCCCCGUUGACGAGGGUUUCAAGCCGGAACCGAGGCCGAUGAAGAUCGACCCGCUGGUGAUCGACGGCCACGUCAUACCCAACCAAGUCCUCUUCACGGCGCCGACACCGGACAAUGGGCAGUACCCGACCCUCGUGUUCUCCGAGAAUCUGAAAGUCACCGUCAGCUUCCUCAAGGCGCACAAUAAAGUCUACGUCAAAUCGAAUACAGUAGUGGGCGAUUCGAAUCACCCGACCGGAGCGGUGCUGGCAGAAAUAGUCAAGGCAAACGUUCCGGUGCGCAACGGUGUGGUCCAUCUGAUACAACGACCGCUCAUGGUCAUCGACACCACCGUGAGGGAUUUCCUGGAGGAAAAGGAGGACGGGCCGGUGUACAAGUUUUACGAGACCAUCCGCGAUUUCGGGGACGACAUCAUGAGCACCAUUAGUCACUUGCGCGACGUAACCCUCUUCGCGCCCAGCAACGCCGCGCUGGAGGAGCCGGGCGUGAAGCAGAUCCUGCAGGAUAAAAAGCGCGUCAAGGAGAUCCUCAACCUGCACUACGUCAAGGAACGAUUACCUCUCGAGAAGAUCAAAGACAAGACCAUCACCCAGAAACCAUCGGUUGGGAGGCAACACGCCGGGGUGCAGACCGCCGCCGACAGGAAGAAGCUCUACUUCAACGUGGUGCAGGGACCCACCGGAAAUCAGACCGUCACCGUGGAGGGCGGCGGCGUGAACGCCACCAUCAUCACCGCCAACAUCGCCGCCACCAACGGAAUUAUUCACAUAAUCGACAGGUUUCUCGGAGUGCCGUACACCACCGUGCUCGACAAGCUCAGGACCGACCCGAUGCUCAACACGACCUACGUGCUGGGUCAGCGACGCGGGUUCAACGAUCAGCUGAACGACACGACGAAGCGGUUCACGUAUUUCGUUCCGUACGACUACGCGUGGACCGUGGCGUCCGAGAGGUAUCCGUCAACAUGCAAGAAGCUCUUCAUGCCUGAGUACAGUUAUCACACGAAGCAGAUCCUGGAGCGACACCUCGUGAUAGCGGAUCAGGCGUAUACGAUGUCGAAGUUGAAGGAGAUGAGCAACGACACCAUCUCCCUGCCGGCGGCCAGGGACACUCUGAGACUCCGCGUCAAGGAGCACGGCGAAAAUGAGAAGUACGACGAAAACGCAAUCCGUCCAGAAAUGCAAUUCGGCUACAGCGUGGAGUGGCAGGGCGAAUGGAUCCGAGUCUUCCGUCCGGACGUCGAGUGCACCAACGGCAUCAUCCACGUGAUGGAUAAGGUGUUCCUCAAGGACAGCGACGUACGGGUGACGGGCGGCGCGUCGCUCGCCACCCUCGCCCCCCAUCUAAUCAUGAUACUGAUAGCCAAGUGGCACCUGUAAAACCCGAUCGCGCGUCUCGCACAGGUGCAUCCAUAGGGAUUUCCUUGGGGCCGUCUCCGAUCGUCCUCGCGCGACCAGCAGCAGCGACACCGCGGCGACGCUUCGGCGAGUAGGCCUGGUCGAUCGUCCCGCGCGGCAGGACGCUCGUUACGCAGUGAUCGGGGGGCAGGGGGGAGUAGAGAACGACAAUCGCGAGGAUCCGAGGAUCCCGGGCAGCCGAGAAACCAAAGAUUCGAGCCACCGAGAACAACGCGGAGACACGAAGGCCCGAGGAUCCGCGGAUCCGUCCGCGUGGACGCGACCUCUACUCGCUCUCUCGACGGACGUGAGAGAGCGUGCGAGGAGGGGAACGGAGACCGGCCACGUCGGCCGAUCGCACGAAGGAAGCUCUCACCGACGGGAGGACGACCGAGCACUUCACGAUCGCACGGCCUCAGACAGCCAGGAUAGCCUAUUAUUUAUUGAGUAAUCGUCCGUGGACGCAGACAAACGAACAUACACACACACACACACGCACACAUUCACACAUAGCGGGACAAUUUUGCGAGUUAGGAGCGUUAAUCGUAGCAAAUGAAACGGUUAACGUAUCGAGUAAUCUAAAGAAAUUUCUCGACCGGAAGGAAGGACAGGAGAGGGCAGAAUGGGAGAUUUCGAGGUACACCCGCUUCGACGAAGGGCGGCGACGAGCGCGAGGCGGAGUCAUUUGCCGAUCGCGUCGCGAUCUGCCGAGGGAGCCGUCAUCGUCCGGGCCUCAGAUCGAAGAGCUGAAUUCGAUUCUCGCCACCUUCGUAAUCCGCGGAUCCCCCGCGCUCACGGCUGCUCGGUAAUUACGCCGCGGGACGAGCGCGCCUCGCUUACGAGCGACUCUGCUCGGUUCUUUCGCGGAGCCCGCCGCGAACUCGUACUGCCGCCUGUCGCGAGCGUAUAAAGUAGGGCUAGAACUAUCCGACAUUUUCGAAGUUUCGAACUCUGAUCGAAGAUUCGAAAUAUCGAAGCUGUUAAUGGGACUGAUUUCGGAGAGUGCGGCAAGAUGCCGUGCAAUUAUAGAGUAUCAGUUUAACCGGGUUAAUAUUAAGACGCUCUAAGAUGGGAUAUACGUUAUUGGGUAAGUAUCUUUCGUUCGUUUCUGAGAUUUGUACUUGUCCAGUUGAAAACAAAGUGAACGAAGAGAGCACAAGUAAUAAACAACAAAUCUCAUUAACUUUAUUGUAAAAUAAAAUGCAAACUUCGUCAUGAUGUGUAACGACAUAACACAAUGCGAGAAAAAAUUUCUUUAGGACAGUAAAUACUACUUACUACACCCACACGAAGCGAACACGCGUACUUUCCAGUUAGUGGAAUUUUGAAUAUUGAAACAUCCGAAUGUUCGGAUUUUCGCGCUUCAAAAUUUCAUUAUUCGAAACAACAUAAUGUGUCGAAGGUUCAGAAAUUCGAACAAGCUUCGAAUGUAACUUCUAGCCCUUCAACGACGAGGGAUCUUUUCGUCCGCGGAAACUCGCGAGUUCCCGGCUGCUUGGAUCCUCGCGAGACGUGUGUCCUCCUAUCCCAAAUCCUCCAGGAUCCACAGAUCACUCGGUCCGUUGAUUCCCCGGGCAAGAGCACACACGGGCUCGUUGGAGCUCCCGAGCUUCCUCCGACGUUCCUCGGUUUAACGCUUUGAGACCGGAUUUCGUCCUUCGACGAUAAUUACUUCGACCACGAUCGGCGUUACUUUCCUCACAAGCGCGUUUUUACCCCCUCGUCGGCCCUUUGCGAACGCAUAGAAGGACGCAAUCAUCAGAGUGACCCGCGAAGCUCCGCGGAAAAGUACCUGAAUCCGAAAAGCCGAACCCGCCGAGUCUCUCCUCGAAUUUGCAUUCCGCGCGCUGUUUUACGCUGUUUUAAACCGCAACGACACACCCGGACACAAACACACAGAUACGGUUCGUCCCUCCGUGUUCGGAAUAAAGCCUCAAACGGCAUUGUUUCUCCAUCGCGUACCACUCCCGGUCUUAAAGGAUUAAUUGUCGCGCUAUUAGCGACGGCGGCGGCGCGCUAUCGAUCGUCGGCAGCCGUUGGCGAAAUAGUAUCGGCACCGAAGGACCACACGGACAAGCAAACGGACAGACAGACGCACGCGACACCUCGAUGUCAUCUCGGUGCAUCUCGCUGCGAGCGCGGAUUCUCACCCUUUCCCGGCCAACAAUGUCGUCGUUCCCUUCGAAGACCCAUCCGUCGCCGCGGGAGAAGGGUUAACGGUCGCUCGUGGAUGGCCCCGACGAACACUGCUAUGUAUCAUAUCGUAUAUAUACACUACGUAUACUACUUACCGAGAAUACACUGCCACGCGCAUCGCGGGCCGAACGAGCUUGCGAAAUAAAAAAACGAGUUUUUGUACGAUUAUUAUUAUCAGAGGGCGAGGCAGUGGAAGGGAGGGCUCUACUUCGGAAACAGCGAUCCCCGGAAAAAAAAAACACAGGUGCAUUAAGGGGUUACCCGAACUUGAGAGAGCACGCAAGCACGGAGGUACCUUGAAUAAUGAAUGGUGUGGGAGAGAGAGAGAGAGAGAGAGAGAGAGAGAGAGAGAGGGAGAGAAGUGCGCAAGAAAGUUAAAAAGAGAGUGAAAAAGAGAGAAAGACGUCGGGCUUUUUUUAGAUUUCUUCAUACCUCCUCCUGUAAAUUCGUAAUCGAAGGUACCCCCUCUCGCGCGUUUCGCGUUUUCCAGCUUUCUCGGGAACUCCUUAAGAGAGAGGAAUCGACGGGAAUCCAUUCUGUCGAGAAGAAAGGCCGUAUAGCGACAACAACAAGGCGCUCGGCGCUACGUGGACAGGAAAGAAAGAAUGGAAAAGAGAGAGAGAGAAAGGGGAGGUAAAAAGGAGAAAACGAGUUCGCCGCACGGAGACGCGUCUUAAUUCUCGUUAAGAGGAAUUAGAUCACUCCCGUAAUUCCGUUAAGGGUAGAAUUAAGACGGCUGGAAACGAGUGGGAGAGGAAGCGAAGAAAAGAAGCAUACAAAUACAUACACACGAUCGAAGAUUAUCGAACGAAUUCCGGUGGUGGUUCCGGGUGACGUCCGCCCCGCGAACCGCCGAGAGAACGCAGUUUCCCCCGUUGCGUUCUCGCCGAUUCGCCCUUUAAUUUUCGAGAGAGACGGGAGAACAUUCCGUGACCAUAUCUACUUUCGGCGUAGGCUGUCGCGUUCUCUCUAUCGUAAUAACUAUAUCACGAUGAACUUUAUUUUCCCUCCAGCCCGCGCUCUCACUGUGUUUAUAUUAUACACGUGCACCCAAUGUCCGUCGCACAUAGCGAACUUCACCAUUAAAAGGAGAGAGAGAGAGAGAGAGAGAGAGAGAGAGAGAGAGAGAGAGAGAGAGAGAGAGAGAGAGAGCCCUUAGCUGUAUGCGUGACAAGCACGUAGCGCGCGAGGACACGCGUGAACCGUAUCGAAAGAGAAAGAAAGUAGAUUUCAAAAAAUUUGACCGACAGAAAACCGGUAAACCCCGUUAGACGCGAUAAAUCGAACGAGAUGUCUAGAUCGGAGUUAACCCCUUCGCUGCUCGAAGACCGGUCUCGUCUAACUGAAGUUCUCGUUUCGUCGGAGGAACAGAGAAAGGAAAGGAAAGAGGAAGGUAAGUGGACGUUUUUGAGAAUUUUGGACAUACGGAGAGAAAUAAUUUGCUGGCAAAUUUUGUGCCGUCGCGCGGUGAUAUAUCCGUUAGUUACUAAUCUGGACAGCGAAACGAUAUGUUAAGAGUACUGAUUCGCUGGAUACAUUUUGCUGAAUCUACAAAUUAUUUUACCGCACGUACGAAUCAGCGAAUGCAAGAAAGCGCUAUUUUGUUCCAAUAGCAAAUUAACGCGCGUCCCAAGGGACACGAAUUCACUCGGCAAAACUUUUCCGUCUCGGCGACGAAACUGUUUUCUUGUUCUAAUUACGAGCAAUUCGCUGAUUUGGUUAUACCGUAACAUGAAUUCCAUCGCUGUCGCAACAAAAUAUGCAGCGGCAACGAUGGUUCCGCCGCGACAGUGCAAUUAUUUUUCUCCGUGCGCAAACAUUUACUUUCGCAAUACACAUUUUUGACUCGCGACGAUCGUUCGUCGGACUCGCUCGAAUUUUGAGACACGCGAGGCCCCGACUCGAUCCGGAGACCAGAAGAGAGCGGGACUUUGUUCAUCGAGUUCAUCGAUUGGCCGAGCUUCCGCCUCAGCGAGUGUUCUCCGUGCGAGCUUGUCCCGCGAGAAAUUGAAUAUUAAAGAAUAUUGAAUAUUAAAGAACAAACGGGCGCGGAUCUUCUCAAUUAUAGACUUCCUCGCUAAGGCGAAAUCAGUUUCGCGUUCUCUCUCGCGAACGGAGUCCCGUGUCCUUUUCGCAGCGAAGGGGUUAAGGUUGGAAGACAGGGGGAGGAAAAGGGAGAACAUAGAGACGAGGAGGAGGGAAAAACAAAACGGACACUCAACAUAAUAGAACGCGUUCGGGCCUCGAAGGGGAGCAGUGAAAAAAUAGAAAACCUCGAAAUUUCGUGUCCUUCCCGAGGACGAGUCGAAGGUGUAUGCGGCGCGAGAGACGCAUAAUAGAGAGCAUGAUGGUUCACGUUCAACUGAUUAAACGCCGAAACCCAAGUGAAAAAAACAAGGAGUGAAGAGGUAAAGAGGGGACGCAAGGGACAAUUGACUGAUCGGAUCGUCGUUAAGUUUUGCGACACGGUCCGGUACUCGUGUUCGCGCCAGUUCGCACCCAGAAAAGGAGAAAAAACAGAGAGUUUGUGAUUAACGGGCGCCGCGUCGAAACAGCCGCAACUUUCUCCACAAUAGCCGAUCUAACGAAAGGAGGAGAAAAGAAGUGAGAAAGGAAGAGAAACGGGAGCGGAAAAAUGUCGAUGUUAUACGUGUGUUGAUAUCAGUCUAUACAUAUAUAUAAAACAAAUAAAUAAAAGAUAUAUAUAUAUAUAAAUAUAUAUAUAAUAAACAGAGAUAUAUUAAUGAGGAAGAAAGUAUCGAUCGGGGGGAAGAACGAGCCGAGUAGAAGCACGUGGAACGAGAAGGGGACGAAGGGGAGUAAAAGAGUAAGAGGGAGGAAGAAAGAGAGAUAAGGGGAGAAAAGAGAGACAAAAAUAAAUAGUAUCAGAUGAUAAACUUGUUGUUGGGAUGAGAAUUGAUAUUACGAAUUAUUAUUAUUAUUAUUAAUUAUUAUUAUUACAAUUAUUACCUAUAUAAAAUAUACAUAAACUCUAAUUAACACUGUUUGCUCGUUAGAUGAACCAAAAAAAAAAAGAAAAAUAAAGUAAUAAAAUAAUAAUAGCAAAACUCUAUUUCUCCGUGUAGAUGUGUCUUAAUGUUCAGCUUGCUCGGCAGCCGGCCGACGGCUUGAAAAAAAAAAAAGAGAGAAAGAGAGAGAGCCUGGCGUUCGGGGCUGUCGUGAAGUCGAGGGGGAUGUUCGAGUCGGUGUUUGAACGGACUGCCACGCGAGACUUAAAUUUUCGCGUUCGUAGGUAGACGUCGUAUGGGACGAAAAUGCCGCCGGUGUUGUUGUUAUAACUAACGUUGCGGGAAAGGCCGUAAAUCGUUGAGAAGAUGAGUGAGGGGGAGAAAAAGAGAAAUCGACUACCAACCCUCCGACGAGCUCGCAUUUUUUGGGGCUGGAAUCGGAAUAGAUUUACGGACGAACGUCCGUCGACUUUGCUGUAAAUUCACACGCGAAGGAAGAAGUGUCCAUAUUUUCAAGUCGCCGAAAAAAAGAAACACGGCGUGGGAGAACGUAUUAAUGCUUUCACACUGAAAAUUUUAGUUCUCCGUCUUGUCUGAAUUCCGCGGUUGGUAGUCGAUUGGUCUCGCCGACAGAGUAGAAUAGAGAGAGAGAGAGAGAGAGAGA
This is a messenger RNA of Dinoponera quadriceps, 7699 nucleotides long. It is a transcript of the gene Fas1, whose product is annotated as fasciclin-1. Gene Ontology annotation, cellular component: extracellular matrix. The transcript has 13 exons. Bases 74 to 1852 code for a protein of 592 amino acids. Gene Ontology annotation, molecular function: cell adhesion molecule binding. Gene Ontology annotation, biological process: extracellular matrix organization; cell adhesion. Lineage: Eukaryota; Metazoa; Arthropoda; Insecta; Hymenoptera; Formicidae. The record is from RefSeq and is a predicted model, not a curated record.